Messenger RNA from Odontomachus brunneus, 1116 nucleotides. Its product is annotated as trichohyalin-like. The record is from RefSeq and is a predicted model, not a curated record. The transcript is spliced from 6 exons. Lineage: Eukaryota; Metazoa; Arthropoda; Insecta; Hymenoptera; Formicidae. The coding region runs from base 1 to 1116 and encodes 371 amino acids.
AUGCAGAAACAAGAAUUAUUGUCAGAAAAAGCAAAGGCUGAAGAAGAGCGAAAAAUCUUUGUCAAAGUAAUGACUGAGAAGAAAGCAACAGAAUGCGCAAAGGUGGUGAAGCAGGCAAGAAUAUUAUUACUGCAAAAGAAGCCCUUAUGCCGACGAAUUAAUAGUGCUUUCCUCACCUCCGAGUGUUUCAGAGAACUGGAGGCCCAAGUGAAGUUCCAGAAGAUUAUUAAAAAUAUAGAUAAAGAACAAGAUGUAGCAUAUGCUGAUUUUAUUAAGACGAAUGUUAUAAGAUACAAGAAGCAAAAAAAGCAAGAAGCUGAAGAGCAAGCGAGACAGAUAAGAAAUUAUAGAAUGGAUUUGAGGAGACAGAUUGAAACUUAUAAAUACGACGAUAAAAUAAAAGCGGCGGAGGAAUUGAAGAAUGAAAAACAAGAUCUAAAUAAUAUGUGCCAAGAAUUGAAAUAUACGAAAGAAAUGGAAAUGCAAAGAAUAGCGAACAGAAAGAAAAAAUUUCAUCAAUUGCUAAAAAAUGCACUAGAGGAUAAAAAACGAUUUGAACUGAAAUUAAAACAUGACGAAGAGAUCCAGGAUCUGGAGUUGGAAAUCUUUGGCAAGACUAAAAACCGAAUACAGGAAAUACAUAAAUCGAUAAAAAUGAGAGAAACAAAAGAGAGAGAAUGUCAGAAGCAGAUCGCAGUGGGACAUUAUGGCGCAAUUGCACAAAUCUGCGAAAAGAAAGAACGAAGAAUCUUACAAAAAACUAAGGAAGAGACCGAAGCGACCGAAGUAGAACAGUUAAAAACGAAUAAAAAAAGAGAGGAAGAAAUAUAUGCUCGCAGGAAAGAAUAUAAGUUUCAAGAUCAAGCGUCUAAAAUAAAAACAAAGGAUCGAAGACAAAAAGAGAAAGAACUGAGAAAAUGGGAGAUGAUGCAAAGAUUUAAGAAGGACGAAUUUGACAAACAAAACAACUCAGAAGAGAAUAAGCGACAAUGGCAGCAAAAAUUAGCAUAUAGAAAGGAAUUACAAAAAGAUAUCGAGGCCGUGAAGACGUUGAAGAUGACAAGCGCUCUGGACGCCUCAGCACAUCAACAACCGAUGACAACGUCGAAAAAGUGA